GUUCGUUGCCGGUGCCGAUGAAGGCGAUGAUGAUGCCGAGGAUAUUUUCAAGGAGGCUGCAGAGACCAUUCCUAUCGGUGUGGAUGGCAAAUCGCAGCUACAGAUCUUCCGGCAAGCAGGUGGCAAGAGCAAAAACAGCAAUGUGGACAAGAUCAAGGGCUUGAAGAAGGCGAAGGCUGAGCAUUCGAAGCCGGAGUCGGAGCACAAGGAGGGCGGCGAGCCCGAGGUGGCACCGGCUGUGCGGCUUCGCCGCAAAUCUGCUUUCUUGGGAUUGCCUGCAGAUUUCGAUGGCGACUCGGAUGGACCCCCUGGCAAGGAUGUGCCGAAAGCCAAGGGAAAAGCAGACAAGAAAAAGAUCGGCAAGAAGGACGACCCGAAGACCGAUGCGAAGCGAGGCAAGAAGGAUGACCCGAAGGCCGAUGCAAAGCUCGGUAAGAAGGAUGACCCGAAGGCCGAUGCAAAGCGAAUCCAGAAGGAUGACCCGAAGACCGAUGCAAAGCGAAUCAAGAAGGAUGACCCGAAGGCCGAUGCAAAGCUCGACAAGGAGGAUGACCCAAAGGCCGAUGCAAAGCUCGACAAGAAGGAUGACCCGAAGGCCGAUGCAUCCAUGGAGGCGAAGACAAAGGGCAAGCCGAGCCAGAGAACCAUCGACAGGAAGAGGGUGGUGAGCCGAGCAUAUCAUGUUGCUUACGAGGCGGCCCUCAAGAGAAACAUCGGGGAGGAUGCUGCCAAAGAGGAGGCCAGGAAGGCUCAUGCAGAAGCCGGCAAGAAGUUUGACAAUGAGAAUCCGAAAAAGUAG
This is a messenger RNA of Symbiodinium necroappetens, 799 nucleotides long. Lineage: Eukaryota; Dinophyceae; Suessiales; Symbiodiniaceae. The record is from the annotation of a GenBank genome assembly.